Messenger RNA from Choloepus didactylus (southern two-toed sloth), 4869 nucleotides. RefSeq names its product basic proline-rich protein-like. The record is from RefSeq and is a predicted model, not a curated record. Bases 421 to 1347 code for a protein of 308 amino acids. The transcript has 3 exons. NCBI's taxonomy places the organism in Eukaryota, Metazoa, Chordata, Mammalia, Pilosa, Megalonychidae.
GGCCCAGCCGGGGGGCCGAGGCGGAAGGCGGAGGCCGGGGCCUGCUGGGUGGGGCCGCCCCUGCCCCCUGCAGCCCGGGCAGCAGGCUGGAACCCGCCCCAGCACAGCACACACUCGGCCUUAUUUGGCUUGGACGUGAAUCCCGUAAACACUUCCCUUCUGGAGCGUCUGCGGGGGCGGCUGGGGGGACCUGGCAGCGGCGGCUCUCCCCUCCCUCCCUGGCCGGAGCCACCACCGGGGCAGACUCGGCCGAGGACCCCAAAGACUCGGGGCCAUCCGAGGGGCAGGCACCAACAGACCCCGAAGCCUGAGAGUCGGAAUCCGAAGGGCUGAAGUGGGGCUUUCUAACGGGGACCCUGUCGGAGGCCAGCGAGGGGAAGCCAGCCCACCCGGGUCCCCCACGCGGCCUUGGGGACAGGGAUGCCCUCGGCUACAGGGCGGGCAGCACCAGGGCCUCCACGUCCCUGGGCAGGGGACCCUCCGGGGACACCAGCAGCUGGCCCGUGGGGGAGGGCAGCCAGCACGGGUGCUCUCAGGGGGGGGCUCCCGCCCCAGGGCCCCACCCCCAGGAGGAGGCCCCGCCCUGGCCUGGAGUCGCCCCCAAAAUGUCAACUACCUGGAGCCGGAACCAGGCCCAGGUGCUGGCACCGCAGGGGUCCAAGGCCAGCUCUGCCAGCGCUGGGGACUGUCCACAAGAGCACUUUCAGGUGCAAGCCCACCCGAGACCCCGGGUCCCCCUUCAGCACCCACCCCCCUGGGAGCCUGCCUGACCCAGGCUUGGGGGCCUUCCUGUCCCCCCACUGCCUCCAGCUGCUGCACGUUUUCCCUUCACGGUGGGGCUGGACGGCCACUGGGGGACCCUGGGGGGGACCCUGCCCGGCCCCCACCCCCCUACUCAGCUGCGAGAACGAGAACGGCCCGGGCACAACGGGAGGGAGAGAAACGGGGAGAGAGCCCGACCCACGUCCCUCCUGCAGGCGCCGAGAGGUGUCCGCAGCUCUUCACAGUUUACGAUGCUCUAAACCCUCCGCGGCUCCACACCUCCCCUCCCAGGUGAGAACCCGGAGCAGCGACACCGGGUGUGACGGAGGUGACGGACAGACAGUGGUCGGAGGAACUGAGUGGGCCUGGGGGGGCGGCUGGGCACCCCACCCCCUGCUUUCCCCGCCGCCCAUGGCGCUCCGGCCCAGCCCCUGGCAGGCAGCGGCAAGCGGGGGAGACACGGGGUCACUUCGUCACCCACUUGGAGCCUGGCCCAGAGCCCGGGGCUUGCAAGGAGUUAACAAGGGCACCCCACCCCCCCAUCUGGGGAUCCAGGGAUUUACUCCGCUCUUUGUUCCCUGUUAGGAUGACCCCUGGCCUGGAUGGGGGGCUGGGGCGGAAAUGUGCAGAUUCCAGGGCCUGGAGAUGGGAAAGCACCUUCGGAGCCAAGCACGGGGCCCCCACCCACUGGCCUCCCUGCAGCUCGCCCCCGGCCUCCUCGGGUCCUGGCCGGGCAGCCCUCCCUGCCGGGUGACACAGGCCGAGCCUGCGAUCUGGAAGGGGAACCGGGCAGCUUGGGCUGUGGCUUUGCCGGGUCCCGCCUGGAGCUUGGCGGCCUCGGCCGAGGAGGGGGCCACUGAGGGCAGUGGGGGCUGCUGCCGGAGACCGUCACCACAGUGACCGCCCAUGGCCUCUUCUCGACUCUGACUCGGGCCCAGGCACCACACUCCGGAGCUGGCUGCCUCUCGGGAACACAGCCCGGCCGGAACUCGGGGACUGGGCCGUGCCAGGCCGGCCCUCCACAGGCUUCGAAACUGGGAUUGCCUGUCGCAGUCCCUGCUGGCGAGUGUCGUCACCACGGCCAGCUCUCCCAGCAGCGCCACCAGCUCCCAAGGGGCAGGAGCUCGUCCCAGGGAGACGACGGGCAGACGGGGCCCGGCCUGGCCCCAUCGUGAGCUGGUGACACAGCAGGACUCAGACCCGGGUCUCGCCACCCACAGCCUCCUCCCAGCACCUCGUCACAGUCCCCCCAGGCCAGGGGCGCUGCAGGCCUGGGGAGUCCUCCAGCCAUGUGGGGUGUGGGGGGCUGGCACUCAGUAUCCCCAAGGGGUCAGGCCACUCUCUCCAGGAGAGGCAGGGGUCCCCCACCUCGCAGAAGCCCCAGCCUCUGAAGGAAGGAGAGCUGGAGGGAGGCACGGGGCUCCCUGCUAAGCCAAGACCCCCGUCUGUGCAGAGGAGUGGGGCAGACCUGGUGGGGUGGCGGCAGGGGACAGGGGACUCGUGCCAAGUUCCACAGGGUGGCAGAGCAGAGCCCCCAGAAGACCUUUCUGGGCCGGCGCUAUGAAGCCUUUAUGUGCUCCUGCAGGCGCUGGCACCAGGCUCAAUGGGCUGUGCCAGGAGGGGGCUCCUCUGCACCCCUGGCCAAAGAGGGACACCGAGGCGCAGGCUGGGACCCGCAUGCCUGCCUCCCACCACCGUGGCUGCCUUCCUGGAGAUUGAGCCCCGACCCAGGCCUUGGUGAGAAAAGAGGUGCUGCUCCGGCUGGUUGCUCUGCAGCCCCGGACAUGGGGAGCACGGGCCCCUGCCCCAGCAUGCACACCCCACCCAGGGAGCAGACCCUGCCAGGCGCUGCCAAGCUCUCGGAGGCCAGACUGCAGCCAGGAGCAGCCUCCCUGCGGGGCCGCCUGCCGGGGCUGUACCACAUGGCGUCCGAGCUUCCAGGUGGCGAUUGAGACCUGCCUGAGCCCGGGGGAUGAGCUGGUGGCUGACGUGUUCUCUGGGCCGUGGGCCCCCGUGGGCAGGGCUGGCUCCCAGUGGUUCAGUGGGGGCACCUCUGGGGCCCCAGGUCCGCUGGGCUGCCCGGCUAGCACGCCGUUCCCAGCCACGCUGGAUGGGGGCAGGCGGCCAGGCACAGACGGGCAGACGUCUCCUGGCUGACCCGGGGAGUGGACGGGACAUUCCAGAAGGGCUCCGUGACCACACUGGUUAACUCCGGAAGGCUUGGCCUCGAGCUCUGGGUAAACAGCCACAUCCAGAAACCACAGGCAUGCCCGCCCGGCACCGCGGGCCGACUGAGCGGAUGGGAUUUCGGCUGUCAGCCACCGGCACCUCCCCGGGGCCGGGCAUGGCUGGAAGCCCGGGGGACAGACGAGCCGAGCCAGGCCCCCAGUCCCCAGCGCUCCCCAGCCCAGCAGCGAGGGCAGCCCGCGGCCGGGGAGGCAGCCUCCGGGACAGGUCAAAGGGAGCUGCUUCCUCCAGAGCCCCUUGCAGCUGGCGCACUGCCCUGUCUUCCCACCAAGUUCUUCACUGGUCCACAAUCUGCAGAGCCGGGGUUCUCGAAGUGCGGCCCCCAGAGGGCAUCGUCACCCCCCUGGGAACGUGCUAGGAAUGCAGGUCUCUAAAGCAGGGGCCUCGGGGGGCUUCCGAUGAGCCCUCGAGGCUGAGCCCCCAGAACGACGGAAGAUCAGCUUCAGACCGGAAGGAACAGGUGUGUACUCCGUCACUCAGAAGGCGCAGACGACGCAAGCGCUCAUCAGCAGCUGCUUGCCGCACCCGGCCUGUGGGUGUGUGACUUAAACCCUGCGCCAGCUCACCCGCCAGCUCCGCUCUACUAAACCGGUGACUGUGCCCACGAGGGCGGGGGCCAGUGCCCACCGGGGAGGGCAGCCGAGCAGCCGGUGCAGGGAGGACACUGAGGACACAGCCUGCUCCAGGGCCCCCCGCAGCCCCUUCCGGGCCAGGCUGCCUUCCCAAAUGCGUCUGGCCCCGGGUAGAACCGGCCACCCCACCUCCCCCCCAGCUCGGGCCCAGGGACAGCAGGCUGGGGCCGUGACUCAGGCCCUCACCCUCUGACUCACCGGCCCCAGCACCCCGACAGCUCCCCGGCCGGUCCGGUCUGGCUUUCGCAAACUGCCCCAGGACCUGGUCACUGGCCGGCCCUGCUCUCCGGGGCCUUCCCUGACACCCCCAGUGGUGGAGGGCUAGGGUCUUGGAGGACUGCUAUUGGGCCACCUCCUGGCACAGGUGGACGGGCCAGGGGGUUGGGGCUUGUUGGGGUGCAGGCUGGAUCCCCGCAGCCACCCAGUGGCCAGGCAAGUGAGGAGGAGCUGGGUGGGCAGUCCUCUAGCCUCGGGCCUUGGUGGUCACUCUAGAGGGAUGGGGAUGGCUGUGUGCAGGGACCAGGGCCGCCUCUGCCGGACACUCAGCUCUAUGGACCUGUCCUCGCUCAGCCCGCCCCCUCUGUGACUCAGUUUCCCUUUCAGUGAGACGGGAAUCAUGAUGGGGGCCUUGCCCUGACCGCUGGCUCCCCCUGACGCCCACCCCAAGCCUGGCACCUGCCCAUGAGGGGCCCGGGGCCUCCUGGGAGAGGAGAUGCGGUCACGGAGGUGCUGAGGUUAGGGGUGCUGGGCAGCAGGCCUGGGGCCGGCUUUGAGGUUCUGCGCCGCCAGGAGCUGGGGAGCAUGGUGGCCCCCAGGCCCCUGUGGUCCUCCCCAACCCGACGCCGGGAGCUCCACUGGCUGCAGCCACAGGCCUGGGGCACCACAGGACACUCCACCCGCCCUCUGGAAACACAACCAGCCCACGAACGUGACCAGGGAAAAAUCAACACCGUCCACACACAAACACCGGACGGGGCCUCCACCCGCCGCCCCCAGGAAAGCCUGCCCCCCAGCGCCCGGAGCCCUUCAACAAAAGGGCCAGGCCCGCGCCUCGGUCUCCCUCCCGGGAGAGGCAGCCGGCCCUGCUGGCAGCUCGUAGAACGUUCCCUCGCCCCUUCUUCGCUUUCAGAAGUCAAAGCUGCAGAGAUGGCCGCAACAAGCCACCUCCCCCCAGCACCUCUAACCUUUGGUGUUUUUCCGCUCGUGUCUUUUACCAAAUAAAUGAAAC